AGAUUUGGUUUGGGAAAAUGGAGGCAUAUGCUGCAGAACUUGAACAGCUUCUCAAGCAAAUCAACAGCGGAGACACCGCGCGUUUGCAGUCGGCUACAGCAACCCUCAGCAGUCAGUACUACUCGAAGGUGAUAUGCAUCCCGGCGCUGUUUGAAAUUGCCUCCCGCCACCCAGACAUUGGUCUUCGUCAACUUGCUGCCGUAGAGCUUCGAAAGCAAGUUAGGAAGCAAGGUGGUAACUGGUGGGAAUCGUUGGAAGAACCUUACAGAAAUCAAAUCAAACAGCGAUUGCUCGAGAUCAUUGUGGUUGAGCCCAGCAAACCUGUGCGACACUCAUUAGCACGCGUCAUUUCUGAAGUUGCGAAGGUGGAGCUGUCCAAAGAGCGGUGGGGAGAACUCAUUACUUUCCUCUACACAUGUUGUCAGAGUCCAACUGCUGGCCACCGGGAAGUCGGUGUAUAUGUACUCGAUACGCUGUUUGAAGUGAUUGCGGAUACGCUGACCGACCGUAUUGCCGACCUCUUUCUGCUAUUUUCCAAAACCUUGGCCGAUCCCGAUAGUCUUGAAGUUAGGGUGACGACUCUGAUGGCUCUCGGAAAGAUUGCAGACUUCAUUGAUCCGCAAGCACAGAAUGAGAUUAAAGCGUUUAGAGAUCUUUUGCCUGGCAUGGUCGCUGUGCUGCGUGACUGCCUUGCUCAAGGAGAUGAGGAUAGCGCAGUGAAGGGAUUUGAAGUCUUUGACAAUCUUCUCGUUAUCGAAGCGCCGUUAUUGUCUAGGCAUAUAUCCGAUCUCAUUCAGUUUUUUGUGGGCAUCGGUGCCAAUAGAGCCUAUGGAGGGACGGUUCGCGUGUCUGCCUUGUCGUUCUUGAUGUGGAGCACCGUAUACCAGAAAAAUAAACUUGUGAAACUCAAGUUGAUAUCCCCGAUCAUUGGCAGUAUCUUCCCUAUCGCUGCGGAGCCAGAGCCAGAAGAUGAUGACGAAGACUCUCCAGGGCGCUUGGCCUUGCAAGUCAUCAACUCGCUGUCAACAAACUUGCCACCACAGCAGGUGUUUCCCGAUUGUAUGCAGCUGAUCGUCUCGUACAUGCAGAAUCCGGAGCCCACGGCCCGGAAGGCGGCGAUGCUUGCCUUUGGGGUUCUUGUAGAUGGUUGCGCCGAUCAUAUGCGAAGCAAGAUCAACGAACUACUUCCGUUGCUGUGUAAUGGAUUGCAGGAUCCGGAGAAUAUUGUACGACGGGCCGCAUGCAUGGCUCUGGGAUCUGUUGCAGAGGAACUCAGUGAGGAGAUUGGCCAGCACCAUGCGACACUCUUGCCAUUGAUUUUUAAUCUGCUGAAUGAUCCAAGCGAGAAAGUGCAAAAGUCAUCUACGAACGCACUUGACGCCAUUUUGGAGGGUCUGGGCGACGAUAUUAACCAGUAUCUCCCCGCUUUAAUGGAGAAGCUCGUUUACUUGCUGGAUAGUGGCAGUAAUUCAGUCAAAGGCGUUGUCAUUGCUUGUAUUGGGUCUGCUGCUCAUUCAGCAGGUGACAGCUUCCAGCCGUAUUUCCCGCAAGUCAUGGCACGGUUGCAGUCUUACAUGGCUAUCACAGACAAGGAUGUGCUCGAUCUACGGGGUCUUGCAACCGAUACCGUUAGUGCAGUUGCUGAAGCCGUGGGGAAAGAGAUCUUUAGGCCCCAUAUGAACGCAACGAUGAGUCAAGCAGUGCAAGGACUGGAACUCGACAACAACAGACUGCGCGAAUGCAGUUAUGUCUUCUUUUCCGUUAUGGCUCGGGUGUUUGAGGAGGAAUUUGCUCCCUUUUUAACCGUUAUUGUACCGCAACUUCUCAAGUCUUGCAACGAGGAGGAGAAGAAUCCAACUGAAUGGAGUGGGGAAGCUGAAGAUGAUCAAUCUAUAUCGUUGGAUGACGAGGAUGAUGACCACUUCCCUGGGUUUAGUCUCAAUAACGCCUUGGCAGAAGAAAAGGAAACCGCGGCAGAUGCAUUGGGACAAAUUUUCGAGGCUUGUCGUAGUGCAUUCAUGCCCUACGUUCAUGAGAGCGUAAACACUUUUGUCAAAUUGCUUGGACACUACCAUGAGAGCGUCCGCAAGUCGGCUGUGGGAUCCCUCUUGUCGUUCUUGUUGACCUUUUAUAAAAUGUCGAAUCCCCAAAAAUGGGCACCUGGGACACCUUUACAGGUGCCGCUUCACGAGAAUGUAGCUGGUCUCGCCAAAGCUUCCGCAGAUGCUAUCCUUAAUAUGUUGGAUGAUGAGGAUGAUCGGAGCGUCGUGGCGCAAGCAUUCAACGAAUAUACCGAAGCUUUGAAAGAGAUGGGCCCUGGAGCGUUGGCAGACAGAAAACAAUCACUUGCGGAACUCGUUCUACUAGUGCUGCAAAAGGAACAUAAAUGUCAGCUUGACGUUGAGUUGGAUGACGAAAUGUCCGAUGGCUCCGUGCUGCGUCGAGUCCCGCAGCGAGUGGAGGAGGACGAUGAGCAAGCAGAAUACGAUGCUGUUCUCAUUAACUCUGCUUGUGACCUCGUGGGAGCCAUGGCAAAUGCACUAGGAGCUGAAUUUGCUGUAUAUUUCCAGCAAUUAUUCCCGCUGAUUGCAAAGUACUACAAAAAGUCACGCCCGGUGUCAGAUCGGAGCAUGGCUACUGGGGUCUUGGCAGAAUGCGCUAUGGGAUUGAAGAAAGGGGUCACACCAUUCACCAACGAAAUGUUACAAAUUAUGAUCCGUGCGCUUGCAGACGAAGAGGAGGAAGUUCGAAGUAAUGCAGCGUUUGGAGUGGGAGUGCUGCUUGAGCAGAGCGAGACGGAUUUGACGAGUUUCUACCCCCAGAUUCUACAGCUUCUCCGACCGCUAUUCGAAGUUCAAGAUGGUAUCCCUAAUAUGGCAGAUAAUGCUGCAGGCGCUGUUUGUCGUAUGAUUGUGCGAAAUCCGUCCGCUGUCCCCUUGGAUCAAGUUCUCCCCGUGGUGAUGCAACAUCUUCCAUUGAAGAAGGACUUUGAGGAGAAUGAACCUGUCUUCCGAUGUGUUCUGCAAUUGCUUCAGAACAACAACUCUUACCUCCUGGCAAACAUGCCUGCACUCUUGAACGUCUUUGCUCAGGUUUUGAGCCCUCCUGAGAAUCAGCUAAAGGAUGCGACGCGUGCGGAAAUCAUUGGUCUUCUCAAAACUCUUCAAACCCACCACGCAGAUUCGUUCCAAAAUAUGAUUUCUGGCAUGCAGAGUCAAUAUGCGACUGUGUUAAUAAGCUUGCUGCAGUAGAGAUUAUGUAGAUUAGCCUGGGCCCCCUCCCCCUCUUAGCGAUUAUUAUACAUUCUAUCCCUCUUGUGUAUUUGUAGUGACUAUUUCAUUCCUCAUCAUAGAUAUCUAUUUCAUGACA
Messenger RNA from Spizellomyces punctatus DAOM BR117, 3369 nucleotides. RefSeq lists its product as uncharacterized. Lineage: Eukaryota; Fungi; Chytridiomycota; Chytridiomycetes; Spizellomycetales; Spizellomycetaceae. The record is from RefSeq and is a predicted model, not a curated record. Gene Ontology annotation, molecular function: small GTPase binding; nuclear import signal receptor activity. Bases 18 to 3251 code for a protein of 1077 amino acids. Gene Ontology annotation, biological process: protein import into nucleus. Gene Ontology annotation, cellular component: nucleus; cytoplasm. The transcript is spliced from 10 exons.